Molecule: messenger RNA, 1080 nt
Organism: Conger conger (European conger)
Lineage: Eukaryota; Metazoa; Chordata; Actinopteri; Anguilliformes; Congridae
Gene: rcn3
Product: reticulocalbin 3, EF-hand calcium binding domain
Exons: 8
Coding region: 108-1064 (318 amino acids)
Cellular component (GO): endoplasmic reticulum
Molecular function (GO): calcium ion binding
Source: RefSeq, a predicted model, not a curated record
UCCCGUCCAGACAUAAUUUAAAGACACUGCCAGCGCGUAUUGUGCAUAACGAAGUGUGUAAAAGCGAGUUCUUAUCAGUUUGUUUGAGGCAAAAUCGGAAAGGCAAAAUGAUGUUCAUGCCCUUACUUGGGACAGUGUCACUGUUUCUGGCAGUGGUGGUUGGCGUGCCCUCACAAGAGAAAAAACGUGUUCAUCACCACGGUGACCUGAGCGACCACCCCCAUGACGACGACCACGGUUACCAGUUUGACCACGAGGCUUUCCUGGGAAAGGACGAGGCUAAGACCUUUGAUCAACUGACUCCUGAGGAGAGCAAGGACAGACUGGGGAAGCUCGCUGGUCGCAUGGACACUGACGGGGACGGCCUCAUCAGCCACAGCGAGCUGUACCAGUGGAUCAAACACAGGCAGAACAGAUACAUCCAGGAGGAUGUGGACAAGCAGUGGACUGAGUUCGACCUCAACAAUGACGGACUGGUCUCCUGGGUGGAAUACAGAAACAAAACUUAUGGCUACUUACGGGAUGAGAAGUCUGCUGAUGUUGACGAGAAGGACAACUACAAGUCCAUGGUGGCCAGGGAUGAGAGGCGCUUUAAGGCCGCAGACCGAAACGCAGACGGCGCGGCCACCAAGGAAGAGAUGACCGCAUUCCUGCACCCUGAGACACACAAGCACAUGCAGGACGUGGUCGUGACGGAAACGAUAGAGGACAUUGACCAGAACGGGGAUGGGCUUCUUAGCCUGGAGGAAUUCCUAGGUGACCUCACCAGCCCUGAAGAUGGAGAGACCGAGCCUGAGUGGGUAAAAAUGGAAAAAGAACAGUUUGUGGAGUUCAGAGAUAUGAACAAGGAUGGGGUUCUGGACGCCUCUGAAGUGGCCGAGUGGAUUCUUCCUGGAGGGAUCGAUCACGCAGACAACGAGGCGAGACACCUCCUGCAAGCGACCGAUAAAGACAAGGACAAGAAACUCACCAAGGAGGAGAUCCUGGCCAACUGGAACAUGUUUGUUGGAAGCCAGGCAACCAAUUAUGGGGAAGACCUCACCAAGAGACAUGAUGAGCUUUGAUAACGUUUGAGUGGGG